AUGCUCGCCUGCAAGCAUCAGUCGCAGAGAAUCACCCGCAUCAGCACAUCAGUGGAACCACCGAACUCGAACAAUCAAAGAUCUGAAGAACCUGCGACCAACGUUGUUGCUACCAUCAAGCGCUCCUUCUGCGAGCCACAACAAGGCAGUCAGACUGCAGGUUCGGCUUGUCAGGUGGUCGUCGAGCAGAUCUCUCAGCCUCGGCGUCGAUCAGAGCAGCCAGGUCGGCUAUCGACAGAGGAGUCUCGUUACGCCAUCGACUUGCAGCCCCUUCGAGUCGGGUCCCUUGUCUUGCAUAGCUUGACGGUUCUAUAG
Molecule: messenger RNA, 315 nt
Organism: Mixia osmundae IAM 14324
Lineage: Eukaryota; Fungi; Basidiomycota; Mixiomycetes; Mixiales; Mixiaceae
Exons: 3
Coding region: 1-315 (104 amino acids)
Source: RefSeq, a predicted model, not a curated record